AUUACAUUAAUUUGGUUCGAAAUUGGUAUGAUACACACGAUGUCCGUAUACAUAUAAUUUUAUAUCAAAAGAUAGUGAUAUUUGUGUAUCAUUUUUUCAAGUUCCUCCAAACAUAUUGCUUCUUAACUUUAACACGGGAGACGGAAAUCUGACAGAAGGUAGCAGCAUAUCUCUGGUGUGUUCUGUGGAGAGUUUCCCCCCGUCCACAAUACAGUGGUUCUACAAAGCCAACAACACAGUUCUACUGACCACCCCAGACGUCCUGGAGAGUACCUACACCCUGACUAACGCUGACUGUCUGGACACCGGACUCUACACCUGUUUUGUCAGAAACAGUGUAUCUGAUACAGCGGUCACCAGGGAUAUACCGGUCAACGUUCUGUGUAAGCCACGUGAAGAUCCCAGAGUAAAUGGUAAUCAUAGGUUUGGUUUAACUACCUCAGAUGACCUGACUCUUACUGCAAUGUUCCUAGCUAAUCCAGAACCAAGUUUCAUGUGGACAUUUCAAGACGUCGCUAAUAAAACCACAACUGAACUUAAAAACGGAACAGACAAUUUCAUCAUACGGAAUGCAUUUGAUAGGAUGAACCUGUCAGCAUUGUCGAUGGGGAUUCGUAAACACAUGCACGAAGACAUAUACGGAACAUAUAUUGUCACAGCCACAAACAGUCAGGGAAGUGGAAGGAUUAACUUUUCAGUGGAAGCACAGGGAAAACCUAACCCUCCUUACGAAGGCAUAGCUAUUUGUCCUUCCGCAGACCAAGCUAUUCUGAGUUGGAAAUCGGCUUUCGAUGGAGGAUCUACCCAAACAUUUGUGGUCGGAAAAAGAAUCCGAACACAAGGCAUAUUUGUUAUAGACAGACAACUUGAUACCCCCGAUCCAGGACAACACCGAACAGCCAUCAUUUCUAUAUCUGGUCUUACUGCAGGUACACAGUAUUUCUUCGUGGUGUUUGCUGUAAACAAAUUUGGAAACUCAACUUUUGAACGUGACGUCAACUGUACAACACAAGGUACUGUAUUUAAUAUAUUUUUUCUAUUCCUAAGUUAUCACGAAAUGGUACCCGUGCCAUUUUUAGAAGGAAAAACAUACUUGUACAAACAAGACGGGACAUGUUCCUCAAGGAUUAAUGUAACACAUGUCAUAUAUGAUUAA
Messenger RNA from Pecten maximus, 1156 nucleotides. RefSeq names its product titin-like. NCBI's taxonomy places the organism in Eukaryota, Metazoa, Mollusca, Bivalvia, Pectinida, Pectinidae. The record is from RefSeq and is a predicted model, not a curated record. Gene Ontology annotation, molecular function: protein binding. The transcript is spliced from 3 exons. The coding region runs from base 464 to 1156 and encodes 230 amino acids.